UCCCAAAGGAAUUAUUCACUUUUUUGCUCUGCAAGAUUUGAGCAUUGACAAAUGUGAUAGUUUGAAAUAUGUGUUUCCAACAUCCAUUGCUGAAGACCUUAACAUGCUGAAUAAUCUUUCAAUAGAAGACUGUGAGCAAAUGGUAAAAAUCUUUGCAGAAGAUAAAAGAACCUCAGAAUUAGGAGACACCAAAUCAUUUGAGCUUCCUUCUUUGACUUCACUGGUGCUUAGAGAACUGCCAAUGCUCAAACACUUUUAUCCGGGACUACACAAGCUUCAAUUUCCGAAGCUAAAACAACUAUAUAUACAAGUCUGUAAAUGGAUGAUACUCAAUUGUCAAGAGGCAGAGGCUUUUGUAGAUCAACAAGUUGUACUUCCAAUCGAGCAGGUUAAUCUCCUAUUUCGGAGCUUGGAGGAAUUAUCAUUUGAUAUGAGAGGCGCCAAGUUGACUUGGGAAGUAAAAUCUCGAAAACUUAAAUUUAAAGAGUCAGAAGAAGAAAGGGUUGAAGAGGUGGUAUUUGAGGAAAAACCUAAGGCUGAUUAUGUUCAACUCCUAUCGCAUCUCGAUCUCAAAGAGUUAAGCAUAUUUUCUUUUUUCAGACUCAAAUCCAUUGGUUUGGAUCACUCUUGGAUACACCCCAUCCUUGAUAAUAUCCAAACAUUGAAAGUGAAGCACUGUUUUGAUAUAAAGAACUUAGUAGCAAGCAAGGUGUCUUUCUCUAGUCUGACGAAAUUGGUUGUACAUGAUUGCUAUGGUUUGUUGUAUUUGUUCACAUCUUCAACAGCAGAAAGUCUGAGUCAACUCAAGCAUAUGGAGAUAAGCAAUUGUAGAUCAAUGCGAGAGAUAAUAUGCAAAGAGGAUGAUGAAUCUAAUGAGAACAUAAUAUUUGAGAAGCUCCAGGUUCUGCAUCUUGAAUAUUUGUCAAUGCUGAGAUGGUUAUACUCAGGCAAACGUACUUUGUGUUUUCCAUCAUUGCAACAGUUAUCCAUCUUUGGCCAACUCUCCAGGAUGACAACAUUCUGUCCCCACAUCCACAUAGAUCUGGAUUCAGUCAAGUUGAGCUCAGGACAACGCUCCUGGAAUCCAUAUGAAGUCCAAUGGGAAGAUGAUGUUGAUACCACCAUUCGCAAAAUGAAUAACAAAGAAAUUUUACUCAGAGAAAGUCUAUAUUUUCAAGAGAUGUGGCGUGCCUCAUUGCCGCUCUCUGAAGCAUGCUUCAGUAAUUUGGAGUCCUUGGUUGUGCAUCAAUGUGAUUUUUUAUCGGAAAUACUACCUGCUAAUUUACUUCCUUUUUUAAAUAACAUGCGAAAAUUGGAAGUUCAAAAAUGUAGUUCUGUGAAAACUAUAUUUGAUGUGAAAUGCAUAACAAAAGACAAGACACUCCUACCAAUUAAAUUUGCACUGGAGGAGUUGGUAUUAGAAAAGCUGCCGAAUUUAGAUAGCAUUUGGAAUGAAGAUCCUGAUGGGAUACUCGACUUUCAACUUAUACAACAAGUGCAUGUUGAUACAUGUAAAAGCCUUACAAGCUUGUUCCCAAAAUCAGUAGGCAAGGAUCUUGUCAAUCUUAAAAAUCUAGAGUUGAAACAUUGUAAAAGCUUGGUGGAAAUCAUUGCAGGGAUUGAAACAACACCAGAAAGAGCAAUUUCAAACCUUAUUAAGUUCCCACGUUUGACUUCAUUGACACUGUUGGAUUUGCCAAGCUUCAAUUGUUUUUACUGUUCAUUGCAUUGUGUCCUGUUGAAGACACUGAAUGGUCAUGAUGAUCCACAAAUUGAGGACCAAGUCUGUUUCAAAGAGGUUACUCCUAAAUUGACCAACUUGUUGUUUGGUGAAAGAGAAGUGAAGAUGAUUGGACAUGAAGAACGUGACGGAAGCCACUUUAGCGACAUAAAUGUUUAUGAUAUGCAGGGUUUUAAUGUUGAGCUUGAGUCUGAUGAACUUCCAUAUACAUUUCUCCAAAAGGUGUCCUGUAUAAAAACUCUCCAAGUAAAAAAUAGUUCUAUCAAAGAGAUAUUCUGCUCUAAAAGGCCUAGUUUGGAUUGCACCCAAUUUCUACCACAUCUUAAAGAAUUGAAGUUGGCUUCUCUUUCUGAACUAAUUUCCAUUGGAUUUGAAUGCUCUUGGAUACGAGAAUCAUCAAUUCUCAAAACUCUGGUAACCUUAGAAGUAAAAAGCUGCUCUGGUUUAACAAGUUUAGUUUCUUCUCCUGUAUGUUUCUCCAAUCUGACGCAUUUGACUGUAUCUGAAUGCGACAACAUGAUAUAUUUGUUCACAUCUGCAACAGCUAAAAGUUUGACUCAACUCAAAAAAAUAGAAAUAUCUAGUUGUAAAUCCAUGCAAUGGAUUGUGUCUAAUGAAGGAGAAGAAUCAAUUCAUGAUGAGAUAGUAUUUGAGCAGCUGCAAGAAUUACAAUUUCGGAGUUUAAAAAACCUUAGAAGAUUUUAUAAUGGGGGUUUUACCUUAAGCUUUCCAUCAUUGGAGAAAUUGAAAGUGAUUAAGUGCAACAGUAUGGAAUCUUUCUGUGAAGGUACCAUCAAUACAAACAAGUUAUCAGAAGUAUUCUUUGAUAUAUUUGGAGAUGAUAGAACCCCAUUGGAAGUUGAUCUCAAUUCUACCUUACGAAACACUUACAAGUCAGAGGUUGCAAAAUUUGUGAGGGAAGUAAAGGACUUGAAGCUCAGCGAAUACCCAAUGAUACAUGGAAUAUGGAAUGCUCCAUUUCGAGUUCCAUCCUUGUGCUUCAUCAGAUUGAAGAUCUUGAUUGUGGAAAAAUGUGAAUUCAUCACAUCUAUUGUAAUACCCUCUCACAUACUCAGUUUGCUAUGCAAAUUGGAAGAGUUGGUAGUGCGACAAUGCAAUUCCGUGAAAACAAUAUUUGAAGUGACACAUGAAGCAGAAGACACAAUGAUCAAUCCUUUAAGAUCUGGCUUAAAGAAAUUGACUAUUGAGCAGCUACCAAAUCUUGAACAUGUUUGGGAUUCAGACCCUGCUCAACAAAUUAGUUACUUUCAGAGCUUUCAAGAAGUCUACGUUCAUGGAUGCAACAACCUUCAAAGGUUAUUUCCAACAUCUGUCGCUGAAAAUCUAAAUAAACUUGAGAAACUGGAAGUAACCGAGUGUGAUAGAUUGGUGGAAAUUGUUACAAAGGAUGAAGUAGUUGUUGAAGGAGCUCCUAAAGAGUUUGCAUUGCAAAGCAUGACCUCCAUAAAAUUGUGGUCUUUGCCAGAAUUGAAAUGUUUUUACCCUGCUCCGCACAAGCUAGAAUGCCCCAAGCUAGAGGAAGUGCACUUAUUCCACUGUGAAAAGUUGAAGACAUUUCAAUUUGAGUCUCAGAAAUUUCAAUGUCCACAAGCAGAGAAUCAAGCCAUUUUUUUGCCAGAAAAGGUAAUCCCGUACUUGAAGUUUCUAGCAGUCAGCAAGGAGGAGAUCAUGAUGAUGUUGCAUGUGAACAACCUUUCAAAAUUAGAAGCUCUUCAAUUGCAAUGUUUUCAUGAUGAUUCAGAUACUCUACCAUAUGAUUUUCUUCAAGGGCUGCCCAACAUAGAAAAGCUCGUUGUAUGUUGUAGCUCUUUCAAAGAGAUAUUCUGCACUAAAAGACCUACCAUGGAUUGUGUCAAAGAAAUUAUUCCACAAGUGAAGUGUUUGCAGUUGAGUUCCUUGUCUCAGCUGAAUUCCAUUGGGUUAGAGCAUUCUUGGGUGCAACACAUUUCUGAAAAUAUUGAAAAAUUGCAAAUAGAUAAGUGUCAUAGUUUGAGGAGCAUAGUACCAAGCGAGGUAUCGUUCUCCAGCCUGAUAGAGUUGAACAUAUCAGAAUGCAAUGGGCUUGUGAAUUUGUUCACACCUUCAACAAGCAGAACUCUGCAUCAGCUGAAGAAUAUGUCCAUAGAAAACUGUGAAUCACUGAAAGAGAUUGUGUCUGAAGAAGAAGUAGAAGAGUCAUCAGGGCAUGUAGAAGAGGAGAUAAUAGUAUUUCAUAAAUUGAAAACUCUGUCCCUUCGCUCUCUACCAAACCUUGGAAGGUUUUACAAUGGCAACAUUGAGUUAAAAUUUCCAUCCCUGGUUCAUUUGUUGCUAAUCGAUUGCAGCAAGAUGGAAAGUUUUUGUGCAGGUACAGUAUCAGUGAACAGGUGGAUGGAAGUCCAAUUCAAUGACGAAGAAGAUACUAAAGUCGACCCGUUUGAUGAUAUGGGAGAAAAACAUGCAUUGUUGGUUGAAGGUGAUCUCAAUUGCGCUGUACGGAACGUAUUUGAAGGGUUCUAUUAGAGAAGUCCAAUUCCGAAGAUGGAGUUAAAGACCAAAACGCGACACCUAGCCAUAUCAAAGGAGUUGAUGAAGAGAAAAGAUUUGUUGUCACUUUGUCAGUUGCAAUUUGAUUUGUUUUAUAUUAUAGUUGUUUUAAAAAAAAUCCAAAAAAAUUAAAAAUACAAAAAAAAUGCAUGUGUGGUGUGAUUGUAAGUUAAAAAAAAAAAAAAG
Molecule: messenger RNA, 4474 nt
Organism: Arachis stenosperma
Lineage: Eukaryota; Viridiplantae; Streptophyta; Magnoliopsida; Fabales; Fabaceae
Exons: 7
Coding region: 104-4264 (1386 amino acids)
Source: RefSeq, a predicted model, not a curated record